Molecule: messenger RNA, 609 nt
Organism: Candida tropicalis MYA-3404
Lineage: Eukaryota; Fungi; Ascomycota; Pichiomycetes; Serinales; Debaryomycetaceae
Product: N-acetylglucosaminyldiphosphodolichol N-acetylglucosaminyltransferase catalytic subunit
Exons: 1
Coding region: 1-609 (202 amino acids)
Biological process (GO): dolichol-linked oligosaccharide biosynthetic process
Molecular function (GO): hexosyltransferase activity
Source: RefSeq, a predicted model, not a curated record
AUGACUACAGUUUUGAUUACUACUGGAGCAACAGUUACAUUUAAGUCAUUGAUACAAACCAUACUCACUGUUGAUUUCAUAACCAAUCUUGUCAAUACAGGCGUCACUAAACUAAUCAUUCAAUAUGGUAAUGAGAUCAAGAAUUCCAAGCAUAUAAGUACACAGUUUUUCCAAGCACAAUUGAAAUCCAGCAAUAUCAUCCCCCAUUUCAAGUUUGACAUAUCUGAAGAUCUCAACAAGACAGUGCUAACAAUGCCCACCUUUGAGAUUGUGGCAUUUCCGUUUGAUUCAAAUAUCGUUGAUGUGAUAAACAAAUCCGAUUUAGUGAUUUCGCAUGCUGGUACGGGUUCAAUCAUAGAUACGUUACGGAACAACAAGAAAUUAAUCGUCGUUGUGAAUGACACCCUCAUGGAUAACCACCAGUUGGAAAUUGCCAAUGAGUUUGCCAAUCUUGAUUACUGUUUGAGUUACACGGUGCAUGGUCUUCGCCAAGAUCUGUUUUUCUACGAUCUAAAGAGACUACUCGCGGGUGAGAUCAAGUUAAAGCCGUUCCCAGAGACUGACGGGUCAAUUGUCGAAUCAAUUAUCUGUGAAGAACUAGCAAAGUAG